UCGGAAUGAUAUAGUCCCGACCGUCAAAGAAGCAAAGUAAGGUGUUGCAGAGCGGUGCGAGAGGAACGCGGCACGCCCCAUGGGUUUCUGGAGGUCACGUGGGAGCCACCACGCCCAUGACGUCGACUACGCUUCCUGCGUGACGUACGGGAAGUUAGGCUUAUCGCUCAGCUGUGCGAGGAGGGGGCCGUGCGGCUCGAAAGUUUUUCUCGGCUGUCGUUCCCGACCACGAGUGCAAAUGAAGAGAUCCGGCCGUAGGAGGAAGAUGUCGGCCAGUUUGCCCGGCGAGUUUGCCAAGUUCGCCAAGAACAGCAAAUACCUGCGCCGGAUAUGGCGAGACACCAAGGCGUCGCUGGACGACAUCGCCAAGUGCGGCUAUUUCAGCGAAGACCAGCUGGCCCAACUGCGUCUGAACGAGACCGACGACCAAUUCAUUGGACGUACGGUGAUGCAGCCUGUCGCCUUGGUGGUUCUGGGCCACAGCUGCUGGGCCAAGGCGCGGGUGGUCAACGAGCUGUUCGGCCAGUCGGUCCUGCCGGUCACCUCACCGGUCGGGGACGAGAGCCAGCUGACCUGGAGGAUGGUUCGUUUCUCGGCGGGUAACCAGACGGAGAUUAGCCUGGCCUUGCCCAAUAGCUUGGAGCUGGUGGAGCACUUGGCUGCCUACGACCAGCCUUGGAGGACAAUUCCACGGGCCGACCUCGAGGUCGAGGGUGAGGCGCGCAAAGAUCCGGCCCUUAGUGCCGCUGCCUUGGAGAUCCGCAUGAAGCACGCGCUGCUUCGAGAUGAGGUGCAGGUUGUGGCCACACCCUGCAACGACAGCCUCACCUUCGAACAGACUUAUCGCCGGGCCACUGAAGGCUGCACUCCGCUGCUGUUGUACGCCUUUGCGGAGGAAGCCUUCACGGAUAAGGAACUGGCCGACUUGUACGAGCUAAAGCGAAUCGCUCCAAAGACACCGGUGCUUUUUAUUCGGGCCAACAUGCCAGCCACGUCGGAGCUAACUGAAUCUGAGCAACAUGCUCGCAGUCUGCGCAAUGCCAGGCUUGCGGAGCAGGUCCAGCUGUGCACUGCCUAUUCAUGGUCGCUCGGUUGCCCUGAUAAAAUCCUGAUGGCUCUGCCAUGCCUUUGCACCUCUGUGCAGGAGGAUGCGCCCAAGUCUGUGAUCACCUUGCCCGUGACGGCACAGCAGCAGCUCUGCAGCCUGGGCUUCCUCUCCAAGCACUUUCCGGAGAAACAGCGGCACCACGAUCGGCGGAGGCCCAACGUCCGGUGCUCCAGCGGGUGUUCGCCCAGCUCUGAGCUCAUCGAGAACUUCGACGACUUUGCCUGCAACAUCUGCCUCUUCGUGCGGAGCGCCCUUCAGUCGCUGCUGGUGAGCGCUGCGUCGCUACUCAACACGACUCACUUGCACUGCCUGCGGACGUUCAUCCUGACGGCGUUCGACAUGACGCGGGACAUGAUGAUCACGCCCAAGCGGCUCGCAUACGCGCGCAAGCAGGAGACGGGCCUCUACCACGCGCUCAUGGAGGUGGCCAGCCACAAGCAGGAGGAGAUUCGCCAGCUCAUCGUGGGUGCCAUCGAGAACCUGCGUGGCGAGGUGCUUCAAAGGGCGGCCGACUACCAAUUCGAAGGCGUCAUAGUAGACGAAGGUGAGCAGGCUGCCCCGCCGACGGCCAGUGUUCUUCAAAUCUGCACCUCCCAGAUUCAGGACCUUGUGCUAGGGAUGCUCAACGCAGCUGUUGCCGAGAAGCUCGUUGGCUCUAUGAACUGCCUCCGGGAGAGCUUUGUGGGCACUUUGGAGAGGUGCCUGGCAAGUCUGGAAGGCGUCUGCAAGGAAGACGACUGUAUGCAGGCCAGCAACGCUCUCAAGCAAAUUCUCAACGCGGCAUACCAGGUGGAGGUGACUGUGAAGACCAGCUCUUCACUCCUGUGGGUCCUCUGGGAGAAAAUGAAGCAGCUCGUUCAGACUCUGCCGGGCCGUGCUCCACCGCGGAUUGAUGCAGAGUGGCGCCAGAGGGUGGCCGCAGACAUGCUCGAGUCGCUGAGUGAGUGGCGGCUGGCACGUUGCAUCUGCUCCCAGUUCCGCGAGCGGCUGCGGUCCUCGCACGAACAAUUUCAAGCUGCCAUGCGUCAGCUGGAGGCCGUCCACUCGGGCCGCCUGGAGCGCACAGAAACUCAAAGGAUCAAGGUGCGAAAGCUGCACGCACCACGCCUGGCCCGCUGUGCCCUGGAGAGCACCUCCCUGCGGGACGAGAUCCUUUAUGGGAUGCCCCAGUUGGGGCGCGAGCUGGGCCGCGGCCAGUACGGCGUGGUGUACUCCAGCGAACCCUGGGGCGGCCGGUCUCCGUGCGCCGUCAAGUCGGUGGUGCCCCCAGACGACAAGCACUGGAACGACCUGGCAAUGGAGUUCUUCUACACCCGCAGCGUGCCCGACCACGACCGCAUCGUCCAGAUACGGGGGUCGGUCAUCGACCACAACUAUGCCGGCGGGACCACCCCUGCCGUGCUGCUCGUCAUGGACCGCAUGCAGCGGGACCUCUACACGGCCUUGCGUGCGGGGCUCAGCUGGCCGGCCAGGCUCAGGGUUGCACUGGAUGUCGUUCAAGGCAUCCGGUUUCUUCACAGCCAAGGCCUCGUACACAGAGACAUCAAGCUCAAGAACGUCCUGCUGGACAGGGCGGACAGAGCGAAGCUGACCGACCUGGGUUUCUGCAAGCCAGAGGCAAUGAUGUCCGGCAGCAUAGUGGGCACCCCCAUCCACAUGGCACCCGAGCUGUUCACGGGUCGCUACGACAACAGUGUCGACACGUACGCCUUCGGCAUCCUCUUCUGGUACAUCUGCGCGGGACACGUCAAGCUGCCCUACGUUUUUGAACAAUGCCAGACCAAGGAUCAGCUAUGGUCCUGCGUCAGGAAAGGUGCUCGACCCGAGCGGCUGCCCCAGUUUACAGACGAUUGCUGGCGGCUAAUGGAGCAGUGCUGGGCGAGCGACCCCCAACGGCGACCGCUGCUUGGCGACGUGGAGCUUGUGCUCGAGGCCAUCUCGCAGCAGCAGCAGGAGGCCGGACACACCCAGGAGACCCAGCAGCUCUCGGAGAGCCUCUGUUCAAGCCAGCAGCAGCACACAAACGGCUACGGCUACACCCCCUGCCGGCCAAUUGUGCCCACCAAGGACAAACGAGUACCUCCGAGAGGCGUCGAUGCAGUGACCGAAAGUGCGGAGAUGUUUAUUGAAAUAUAUGCCCACCACAUGUGUUACUAGACGAGCCCAUGUUGUUCCUUCUACCCAUUCUUUGUCUUCCCGUCGUAAUCUUUUUAUUGUUUUUUUAUUUUCCCUAACGUAUUUGCCAGUAUGUUUGGCCAAACUGACGCAAACUUUCCGCACUUGCAAGCAGACACGUGGAACGUUUCUACCGCCCCACCCCCCAACAACCAUGACGAAAGCAGGUCUGCAUGAGAGUCCUGCUUUUUGUACAGAAGAUUCUUUUAUAUUUCGUGUACAUAAUGUAAUAAAAAAAACUGUUAGUGUAGUUGUGUAUGUGUUUCGUGUUGCCGGUUUUAAGUACUAAUGAUGUGCAUAUUUGUUAAUAGGACAUGUGGAAAAACGAAAAAAAAAAAAGUGUGCGUGGUGUGCACGAAAUAAAGCAUUUGAACAUGUU
Molecule: messenger RNA, 3662 nt
Organism: Rhipicephalus sanguineus (brown dog tick)
Lineage: Eukaryota; Metazoa; Arthropoda; Arachnida; Ixodida; Ixodidae
Product: dual serine/threonine and tyrosine protein kinase
Exons: 17
Coding region: 80-3265 (1061 amino acids)
Biological process (GO): protein phosphorylation
Molecular function (GO): protein kinase activity; ATP binding
Source: RefSeq, a predicted model, not a curated record